GGCAAUUGUGAACGUGCAGGCAACUCUUGUUCCAUCUCGUGUCGAGUGUGCUACAACCACUUCGGCAAAAUGGCUUAUCAUUGGCAAUCCGCCUGCCCGCAUAAGGACGAUCCUCGUGUCAUUGCUGAGUUCCAAAGCAAGGGAACAGACAGCAAAGGCAAGAACAAAGGGAACGGAAAGGGCAAAUUCUAAC
Molecule: messenger RNA, 193 nt
Organism: Amoebophrya sp. A25
Lineage: Eukaryota; Dinophyceae; Syndiniales; Amoebophryaceae
Source: the annotation of a GenBank genome assembly